AUGUGCUACACAUCUCCCAAUAAGCUUCUUUCUACGCAGGAUGUCUUUUUCUCCCUCCCUUCGUUCCCCUUGACGCCUCUACAUGCCAGGAUGGUGCCCUACUGGCCGCUGAAUAUAUCACUGCCUCGCUUUCAUGGGAAAGAUGACAGCUACUUUGACAGUUAACAAUACCUUUGAUGGCUUUACAGAAAAUGUUAACACAUUUAGGCAUAACUUGUCAAAAUGUUUCUUUAUUAAUUCCGUUCUCGUUCACAGAGUAAGGAAGAGUGUUUGCGAUACUAAAAUAUCAGGAUACCAAUUACCUUUACGAGGACAAUACCAGGUGACUCGGUGAAAACUCAUUUACUUGCCUAAGCGCAAUAAUGAAGUCAUAAUAUGAGAACUUUCAACUCUAUGAAUGCAUAAUAGCAUAUCCAGAUUACUACAGAAAUUAUUAUCGAAUCUUAUUGCACAUUUAUAAACCUCUUGAUAACCACAAGAUAUAACAUUGGUCAAUCUCGACAAAAGAGAAACUUGGCAGUAUCACCACCAGCAGACGAAGGAAAACACGCGGCCACGAAUUCAAAUUCAAGCACCACAAAAUUGCUGUGCUUAGCUGCGAAGAUUAUUCCUCCUAGUGUCUUUGAGGAAGCUUAAUAAUCUGCCUGCCUGGCGGAGCGUGCAGCAGCCUCCAGGAGUAACAGGAAGCCAGCCAGCUCUUCAUACAUAAGGCGUUGAUCAUCUCAUCCACUCAUCUCCCUUAGCUACUAACAUGGAGCCCAUGAAUCUCGGCAGCCCAGUUGGCUCCCCAGUGGCUGCAGCCUCCCAUACUACGCCUCCCAGUACCAGCACCAGCAGCUUCCUGCCCUCAUACCUCAUGGGGGAUGUUGCCUCCCCAGCCUUGAGUGGGCGACUUGGUGGUGGUGGAGGGGCCAGCCCAAACAAGACAACUCGGCAGUUCUCUUCCACCUCUGUGACCUCGCCAGGCUCCCCUCAACCCUCUAAAGAUGCCAUCUUUCCCACAAAGCUGGGACCAGAUAAGCCAGGAGGGCCACCAACUCAGGGCCUGACAGGUGUGCGUGGCCCCCCAGCCCUCACCCAGUCCCCUAUCCCCACACGUCUUGGCAGUUCCUUUGUUGAUCAGCGGUUGCUAGGUCUGCCCGGUGGUGGGUUCAGUACCCCGACUUCACCCCUUGUGUCCACCCCAACCUACAACUCUCAAAACUUCACGCCCUCCAGGGACACUACCAGUUUCCUAGCCCAAGACUCUCUUCAAAUGACGGGAGGUGACACAUUGGAGGAUACUUGGGUGACGGUGUUUGGGUUCCCACCUGCAGCAGCGUCCUACAUCCUAACACAAUUCACUCAGCUGGGCACCAUCACUGAACACCACAACCCAGGAUCAGGGAAUUGGAUGCACCUAAAGUAUAUGACCAAGCUCCAGGCCAGGAAGGCUCUGAGCAAGAAUGGUAAGGUGUUCAGUGGCAACAUCAUGAUUGGGGUGGUUCCCUGCACUGACAAAAUGGUGAUCGGUGACAAGGAGAAUGUUUCCACCAACCUAAGCAGCAUAAUGUCCCCUGCUAACACCAGCUUCUCCAGCACCCCCAAGUCCAGCAUUCGGCCACUCACGCAGGCCUAUCAGACAGUCCAUGCAGAACAUGAGGUGAUUCCCAAAGUAAACACUCCCAAGAAGAAUGACAGUUUUGUGUCCAGAGCAAUGCAACAUAUCUUAGGAAUAUAGGAAAAUAUAGCUAAUAUUUAGUUUUUACUGUUGUCAUAUUCAUUUGAUUUGUUAUUUUAGUUUGAGUGGCUUUUUCCGUAUGUCUUGGCAAUAAAAGUUACCAAUGUACCAGUCAUUACUUGAUUAUAAUACAUGCUUAUAUUUUAUCAAGAGUAAUGAUAAUUGAAAUGGAAAAGACUGAGCUUCUUUUUGCCAUCUAUUAUUCCCUUAUUAUUAUCAAAGCUUGUUGCUACGCAUAUAUAUAAGUUUUCAAAUAUGCAGCACUUUUUAAUUAAUCAUGUAUUUCUUAAUUUAUUGCUGAAUAUUUAGCAAAUAUUAUUUGCUUCAGAUUUCUUUAAGAACUUUCACUUUCCAUUUUGACCACCAGAUGGAUUGCCACUAUGUGCAUUCCAUCCAUGAAAAUUACCUCUUGAAAUUUUCACCCAAAAGCUGCCACAUGAUAAAUUCCCCAAAGUACCUUUACCUUACCUAAUUUAUCGUGUGAAAAUAUUUUUAGAAUGGAUCUUCUGGAUGAAAUGUUCAUGAGGGAAAUUCAUCUGGGGGAAACUUGCAGUAUAAGGUUACCUGCCUGUACCUGCCAUCAAAUUUCAGCACUUACACCACCUCCUCUUCUUGUUGUGGGAGUGGGAAAAGCUGGCUAUAAGGGAAUAUCAGGCUGUCACUUUUUUACACCUAUUUAAGCAAAUUAAAAUAAAAACUGAAUAUGUUAGGCAAAUCCCAAAAUAUCCCAAGUUUUUAAUGUUCUUUGACUGUCCUACUUUUAGAUUAUGACUUGUUACAAUAAAAACUUGAUGAUA
Scylla paramamosain (green mud crab) is the source of this 2517-nucleotide messenger RNA. RefSeq names its product nucleoporin NUP35-like (gene Nup35). The record is from RefSeq and is a predicted model, not a curated record. Gene Ontology annotation, molecular function: structural constituent of nuclear pore; phospholipid binding; nucleic acid binding. Gene Ontology annotation, biological process: NLS-bearing protein import into nucleus; nuclear pore organization. Bases 752 to 1720 code for a protein of 322 amino acids. NCBI's taxonomy places the organism in Eukaryota, Metazoa, Arthropoda, Malacostraca, Decapoda, Portunidae. The transcript has 9 exons. Gene Ontology annotation, cellular component: nuclear membrane; nuclear pore central transport channel; nuclear pore nuclear basket.